AUAAUAAUAGCAGAAAAGGAAAACGCAAUAUCCUCAUUUUGUUUGCGUGUUUUUUUCUGCAGCCCCUUAUCUCCUAAUAUUCCCAGUUCAAAUUGCAUCGAUAAACAUGUGGAUAAGAUUUAUUUAUUUUUAGUUUUUUGUUUCUCGCAGGAAUGUUGGAAUCCACACGCUAUAAAUUUAUCUUUUUUCCGCUGAUUUUUAAUCUCAUCGAACAUUUGCAUGGAACGAUAGCCAGAAUGUUCAGUAUCACAAGGAACCAAAACUGGAAUGUUUGUGCUGUUGUCGAUUUUGUGAAUGUGUGACGAGAAGGGAUUAGUUUCCUAAUCAUCGCAAAUGAUGGGUUAUGUGGAGAAAUUUGAUAAAGAGAAGGCCAAUAUUGAGAUAAGCAGCACAAAACAAGGCAGCAAUUUAGACAAACAAGUUCAAGAGCUUCCCAUAAAUGAUAGGUCUCUUGAUGAGAAAUUACAGUUUCAGCCAAUGCCCGGAUCGACUCCUUGCACCAUCUGCACGAGCGGGGAGAGUUGUAAAAUUGUUCGUUCGAGGACCAAGUUGAUGAACAUUUUGUUGGAACGAGGGAAGCCGCAGGAAGUCCAGUCGGUCUUCAACAAUUUGAUUCAAGGAGGGCACAAGCCGUCUCUAGUGACCUACACCACGCUCUUAGCCUCGUUGACAGUUCAGAAACGCUUUGAUCACAUACAUUCAAUAAUCUCCGAGGUGCAAAAGAAUGGGAUGGAGCCUGAUCCGGUGUUCUUCAACGCUGUUGUCAAUGCAUUCUCGGAAUCUGGGGACAUGGAUGGAGCUAUGAGAAUGUUGUCGAAGAUGAAGGAUCAUGGGAUCAAGCCAACAACGAGCACGUACAAUACUCUGAUUAAAGGGUACGGGAUUGCAGGAAAACCCGAAGAAUCUUUAAAGAUAAUGGAGUUCAUGUCGAGGGAAGAAAAUACAAAGCCCAAUGUGAGGACGUAUAAUGUCCUUGUCAGGGCGUGGUGUAACAGAAAGAACGUCGAGGAGGCUUGGGAUGUAGUGUCGAAGAUGUUGGCUUCGGGGAUACAGCCCGAUGCAGUGACUUACAACACGUUGGUUACGAGUUAUGUUCAAAACAAGCAAACGGGUAAGGCGGAAGAUGUGAUCAUGGAGAUGCAGAAGAGGAACGUGCAGCCGAAUGACAGAACUUGCGGCAUCAUAAUCUCGGGUUAUUGCAAAGAAGGUCGAGUGAACGAAGCCUUGAGAUUCGUGUACAAGAUGAAGAGCUUCGGUAUACGCCCUAACCUCGUUGUUUUCAACUCGUUGAUCAAAGGGUUCCUCGACAUAUCGGAUAGGGACGGUGUUGAUGAGGUUCUGACAUUGAUGGAGGAAUUCGGAGUCAAGCCCGACGUGAUCACUUUUAGCACGAUCAUGAAUGCUUGGAGUGCUGCAGGUUACAUGAUCAAGUGCAGGGAAAUCUUCGAUGACAUGGUAGAAGCCGGGAUAAAACCCGACGCCCACGCUUACAGCAUCCUCGCUAAAGGCUACGUACGCGCCCAGGAGCCGGAGAAGGCUGAGGAGCUCUUGGACGCCAUGAAAACAUCCGGUGUUCGACAGAAUGUAGUCAUCUUCACCACGGUCAUCAGUGGGUGGUGCAGCAGCGGCUCGAUGGACUCUGCAAUGAGGGUGUUUGGGAAGAUGGUCGAAUCCGGGAUCUCUCCGAAUCUGAAGACCUUCGAAACCCUAAUUGGCGGUUAUGCCGAGAACAAGAAGCCGUGGAAGGCCGAGGAGGUGCUCCGCCUGAUGGAAGGAUUCAAUGUCCGCCCCGAGAGGAGCACUCUCCAGCUGGUGGCAGAGGCGUGGCGCUCCAUCGGGCUCACCAAGGAGGCGAACAGAGUGAGAGGCGCGUUGAGGAAGAAGACGACCACGACGUCUCAUCCAUCACCACCAUCGGUUCAAGAAACGCCCACGGCUCAAGAGAGUUUGGAGAUGUUUUAUCAAAAAGAAGCUGUGAAUUCCUCUGGGACGAGGCUGCAGAUACCGAAUGUGGUUCUGAGUGAUCAGAAGGGCUCGAGCAAACGGAGCCGGAUGGUGUUGAGGGAAGCCGAGCCCUCCUCGUCCGAGGGGCUCUGCCCUACGAGGGCCGUGAACCUUACUUGUAGAUAUGGCGAACGAGGUGCUCCCACGGUCAGCCGGAGGCGGCAGGUGUUCGCCUGCGGACAGUUCGCUCCGGUUUGCACGCUCCUCCUGCUGAACUGAACGACGACGAUGCCCUUCGACCGGACAAUGAGGCGUUGCUUCGGUUUAAGAUGGAUGCACAUACAAGUUUAACUGACUGUUUUGUACAUAAGAAAGGGGAAAUGUGGUUGCCAUUUGAUGAUCUUUCAACUUUAUGUAUUGUUCAUUACCAUAUGGUUUAUUGGUUGGGCACCAAACAAUGAUCUUCUUCUUGGAUCUCAUCCAUUGAAGUUCGUAUUUAUUGACAUAUUUAUAAUUUUGCUAUC
This is a messenger RNA of Salvia miltiorrhiza (redroot sage), 2468 nucleotides long. Its product is annotated as pentatricopeptide repeat-containing protein At5g25630-like. The coding region runs from base 334 to 2223 and encodes 629 amino acids. The record is from RefSeq and is a predicted model, not a curated record. Gene Ontology annotation, molecular function: protein binding. Lineage: Eukaryota; Viridiplantae; Streptophyta; Magnoliopsida; Lamiales; Lamiaceae. The transcript is spliced from 4 exons.